GUCUCUGUGCCCGUUUAUUCGGAACCGAGUGGCGCGGGUGGCGGCCGCAGUCGAGCCGCGACCGCCGCCGCGCUAUAUCCCUUCCUCGACACAUUCAAACUUAGACAAUGGCGUAUACUUGGGACAACAGAGUCGCGUUCGUUGUUCGGUUUCUUUACGAUAUCGACAACAACGGCUACCUGGAUGCCAGGGAUUUCCAGUGCCUGGCCCUCAGGUCGUGUGUGCUGGAAGGCAAGGGCGACUGUAGCGCGGCCCGCCUCCAGAAGUACCAGCACGUGAUGCUCAGCCUCUGGGAGGAAAUUGCACAACUGGCUGACUUCGACAAGGACGGCAUGAUUUCGGUUGACGAGUUCAAAACCGCCGUGAAAAACAGCUGUGUAGGCAAGAAAUAUGAUGAAUUCCCUCAGGCCAUGAAAGCGUUCAUCGAAUCCAACUUCAAGAUGAUUGACAUUAACGCCGAUGGUGUGAUCGGUGUAGAGGAGUAUAGAUAUGAUUGCGUCCAGAGGAUGGUCGUCGACGACAUCAAAGUCAUAGAUGACGCUUUCAACUCACUGUUAAAUGACGACGACCGAAAGGUCGGUGGUCUCACACUCUCCAGAUACCAGGAGUUGUUCGCGCAGUUCCUCAGCGAGCAGAACGAGAAUUGCCAAGCGAAGCACCUCUUCGGACCCUUAGAACUAUAAGCUCGGUCUUUGACCAUAUAAUAUAGGCCCAUGACUGACACACCUACUUUAAGAAACAUUCAUGCAAAUUUUAAAACACCAAACUUACUAAUUUGCUUUUGCUGAAAAACCGGCUUUAACCAAAAAUAUUUUUAAACACCUAUACUGGUACAGCAAACAGGAAAGCUCGGGAUGACCUUCUAGGGCGGUAGCCUUACUUGUCAAGGCACCUAAGUUGAAGUCGACCCAAAAGCAUUUUGAGUAUUGGCAUAAUAAAAAUCAAUCGGCAAAUACUGUACCUGACGACGUCACGGGAAGCCAUCGCCCGACAAUAUCUAUUCUAUUUUUAAAACACGCUUUCCGCCACCGCGGAAAAUCGCGCCAAAAAUAAAUGGUCGCAUCGAAACCGCGCGAAAAUAACCUCAAAUAAAACAUCCACGAUACGCGCGCAAUUGUUGAAAAGUAUUUUUAACAACUAAUUUACAGUUGUAAUGUAAAAUAACAGUAUAAAUAUUUUAAAAUCAAUACAUUUUUAGACAUAACGCUAGUUCAUAAAUUAAAAACUAUUAAUUCCCG
Messenger RNA from Hyposmocoma kahamanoa, 1238 nucleotides. RefSeq names its product sarcoplasmic calcium-binding protein, alpha-B and -A chains (gene Scp1). The transcript has 4 exons. The record is from RefSeq and is a predicted model, not a curated record. Bases 108 to 683 code for a protein of 191 amino acids. Gene Ontology annotation, molecular function: calcium ion binding. Lineage: Eukaryota; Metazoa; Arthropoda; Insecta; Lepidoptera; Cosmopterigidae.